Molecule: messenger RNA, 1442 nt
Organism: Trichosurus vulpecula (common brushtail)
Lineage: Eukaryota; Metazoa; Chordata; Mammalia; Diprotodontia; Phalangeridae
Gene: SLAMF8
Product: SLAM family member 8
Exons: 5
Coding region: 1-864 (287 amino acids)
Biological process (GO): regulation of B cell differentiation; leukocyte chemotaxis involved in inflammatory response
Molecular function (GO): signaling receptor activity
Source: RefSeq, a predicted model, not a curated record
AUGGCUGUCUGGACACUUCAAAACCUCCUUCUCUGGGAAGUGUUGCUCCCAGCUGUCUGGGCCCAGGUGCAGGGGCUCGUGGGCGACUCUGCUUUGCUGGAGGCAGAGGUGCCCCCAGGUUUCCGAGUCCGUGAGGCCAUCUGGAGGUCCCUGUGGCCCUCAGAGAAGCUGGUGGCCACAUUCUUCCGUGGGGCACCGGAGAUCCUGUACGACUCACGAUUCCUGGGCAGGACCCGGCUGCACAGCAACCUCAGCCUGGAGAUCCAGCUUCUGGAGCAGGGGGACAGCGGCAACUUCUCACUGCUGCUGGUGGACACCAGGGGCCGAACUGAAAGCCACAUUCUGCAGCUCACAGUGUAUGAAGCGGUUUCCAGACCCACAGUGCAAGUUUUCAUUGCCACAGCAGGUGGCACCCAGCCACCCAGGACCUGCCAAGUCUUCCUGUCCUGUGUGGUUCCCAAUAGCAGCGAAGUGACCUACAGCUGGCAGCGAGAGGGUGCAGCGGAGCUAAGGGACCCCCAACAGAGUCUCUUCAUCGAUAGUCAAGUGCUGAGGAUCUCCCUGGGGCCAGAGGAUGAGGAUACCGUCUACUCUUGCAUUGUGUCCAACCCUGUCAGCUGGGACUCGGUGGCCAUCACGCCCUGGGAAAGUUGCCUCCAGAAUACUGAACCAGGGAAUAAAUCCUACAAAGACAUACUGCUAGUGGCAGUGCCCAUCUCUCUGCUCUUGCUGCUGGCUGGCAUCCUCUCCAUAUGGCACUGUGCCCUCUGCUCAGGGAAAAAGAGGAGAAACAACACUGCCAACAGUACGGACACAGAGACAGAGAUGCCGCCGCUGCAGUUCAGCUGCCAAAAAUCCUUGUGACACCAUCGAGCCAGGGCUGCUGGGAUUGUCCUUGGAGUGCUUGCUUAGCCCAUGGUGACUUGGGGAAUGGCCCAGCACUUAUAAACCACCCCCAGUAUAUUCACCUCUCUCAAGAAACUCUUUCACUCCCUGGCAUACUGGUAGUGGGCAGAUCAUCCUCGAGCCUCUGGACUCUAGGACAUGGGCAACAAUGGAGCAGAUUCUCAAGGGAAGAAGGGGUUGACUCAUCCUCCAAGUGAUACACACCACCAAUGCCUUCCCCCCGGCACUGUGAGGAGGAAGUUCAGAGGGAGGUUCCUAGAAGCACCAGAAGUUUUUGUAGAAAUAGUUACAGAAUAUGUGGCCAUAGGAACCAUACAGACACAUGCUGUCUGGAACAUUAGCCCCACAGCCACUGUUCAUUAUGGCAUUGACCACCUGGGCACCACCAAAACUAACACCAGCUAUCCAAGGCAUUGCUACAGUGCUGGGCACACGAAGGGUGCUUAAUAAAUGAGUGUUGAUAGAUUGAUGUGCACAGGAUCCCAAGGCCCUGGAAAACAUUAGACAGGGCUUCCAAAAACAAAUUCUGUGGAGCC